Molecule: messenger RNA, 2026 nt
Organism: Camelina sativa (false flax)
Lineage: Eukaryota; Viridiplantae; Streptophyta; Magnoliopsida; Brassicales; Brassicaceae
Product: putative WRKY transcription factor 14
Biological process (GO): regulation of DNA-templated transcription
Cellular component (GO): nucleus
Molecular function (GO): DNA-binding transcription factor activity; transcription cis-regulatory region binding
Source: RefSeq, a predicted model, not a curated record
AUAUUAGAACUUCACAAACUCAAGUAAACUCAAAGAAGAUAAUCUAAACUAAAAAGUACAAGACUUGGCCAUUGAUCCGAUUAUCUAUAUAUGAUUAAUAAAUAGAGUAUCUCACUUACUAAUAAAUUAAUAUCUCGUUAUAAUAUUAUAUUUACUAUGAUAUCUGUCUCCUCUCUCUCUCUCUCACCAACAUGUAGAAGGGGAAGAAGAUGUUCUUCAUCUCAUACAUCACGAAAAGUCAGCGUCUCUCUCUCUCUUCAUCAUCUACCUUCCUUCCUUCUUCUCCUCAAUCUUUUCUCAAGAAAAUCACAAACUUUCCCAAGAAAACACUCACAACUACGAUACUAGAAAUAUAAUCUCUUCUUUCUCUAUCUCUCCCUCGGAUAUGUUAUGAUCAUAUUAUCUUGAUUCUCGAUCAGUUUCUUUCCUCUAUAUAGUUUGUAUAUAUUACAGCAAGAUAUAUAUAUAUAUACACUCAUCAUCGUCAUAUAUAGAUUAUGUGCAGCGUCUCUGAGCUUCUUGACAUGGAUAGCUUCCAAGGAGACUUAACAGACGUCGUACGAGGAAUCGGAGGGCAUGUGUUGUCGCCGGAAACUCCACCUCAGAACAUCUGGCCUCUUCCUCUCACGCAUCCACUACCAUCGUCGUCAUCAGAUCUUCAUAUAAAUCCCUUUGGAGAUCCAUUUGUGAGCAUGAACGAUCCACUCCUUCAAGAACUCAACGCCGUCACAAACUCCAGCUAUUUCUCCACCGUAGGAGAUAGCAACAACACCAAUAAUAACGGUUUCUUGGUUCCUAAGGUAUUCGAGGAGGACCAUAUAAAGAGUCAAUGCAGUAUCUUCCCAAGAAUCCGGAUCUCGCAUAGUAACAUCAUCCACGAUUCCUCUCCGUGUAAUUCUCCGGCCAUGUCGGCUCACGCUGUCGCCGCCGCAGCAGCCGCCUCACCGAGAGGGAUCAUCAACGUAGACACAAACAGUCCUAGAAACUGUCUAUUGGUCGAUGGCAACACGUUCUCUUCGCAGAUUCAGAUAUCUUCCCCUCGGAAUCUAGGCCUUAAAAGAAGGAAGAGUCAAGCAAAGAAGGUGGUCUGCAUACCAGCGCCGGCUGCGAUGAACAGCCGAUCAAGUGGAGAAGUGGUUCCGUCUGAUCUAUGGGCUUGGCGUAAGUACGGUCAAAAACCCAUCAAAGGCUCUCCUUUUCCAAGGGGUUACUAUAGAUGCAGCAGCUCAAAAGGUUGUUCAGCAAGAAAGCAAGUCGAAAGGAGCCGAACCGAUCCAAACAUGUUGGUGAUUACAUAUACCUCGGAACAUAACCAUCCUUGGCCCAUCCAACGAAACGCUCUCGCUGGGUCCACACGCUCCUCCUCUUCCUCCGCUAACCCUAAUUCCUCUAAAUCCCCAACGGCAAACGCAAACGCAGCCGCCUCAUCCAUUGGCUCCCAAACCACCUACUUGCCUUCCUCCGCCACUCCUCCUCCUCCUCCUCCUCCUCCUCCUGUCUCAGUCUCCUCAGUAAAAGAUGAACGAGGAGAUGAUAUGGAGUUGGAAAAUGUAGAAGACGAUGACGAUGUUGCUCCAUAUAGACCGGAGCUUCAUGAUCAUCAGAACCAGCCAGAUGAUUUCUUCGCAGAUCUUGAAGAGUUAGAAGGAGAUUCUCUAAGCAUGUUGCUUUCUCAAGGCUGUGCCGGCGAUGGGAAAGAUAAAAAGAUGGCGUCUGAUGGGAUCAGCGAUUUCUUCGGCUGGUCGAGGGAUAACAGUAAUAAUAAUAAUAAUAACUACGACCAAGAGUCAAGGUCGUUAUAGAUAGUGUUAAUUACAGAUAAAAGUAUUAUUUUUAAUUAAGUUGAGCUUGUGAAAAUGACGAUCGUAGUGUCUGCUCAGGUCUGGGCUAAUGAGCUGGUUACUUGACAGACCAGUAUUUAUCGUCAUUUGUUCUACAUAUAUUUGUUUUUUGUUUUUUUGUUUUUUUUUGUUUCCGGCGGAUCCCUCUUGUAUAGUUAAAAAAAAAAAAGAAUUGAAAAGCAAAG